GUGUCAGUGGUACGAUUUCAUGUGUGGACUCAAACUGUUAGUGUCAAAAUGAUAAGUAAUAUCCUAUUUCAUUAUUAGAUUGCGUGAGAUGAUGAUGGCUAUAGUGGAACCUAAAAUUAUACUUUUGUUCAGCGGGAAACGGAAGUCUGGGAAAGACUACGUGACGGAUUUGAUUCAUAAAAGACUAGGACCUGAUGUGUGCUCUAUCUUGCGUCUCUCUGGUCCUCUCAAGCAUCAAUAUGCACAGGAACAUGGACUGGACUUUGGGGAGUUGUUGGGAGCAGGACAGUACAAGGAGAAGUACCGUGCGGAUAUGAUCCAGUGGGGUGAAAGGCGAAGAGAACAGGACCCUGGGUUCUUCUGUCGACUGGCCAUUGAAGGAGCUCAACGACCUAUCUGGGUUGUAAGUGACACGCGGCGCCUGUCAGACCUGCAGUGGUUCUGGCGGGAGUACCCCAGUCAGUCUCGCUGUGUUCGGGUCGAAGCUUCCGAGGAGACCAGGAGGGAGAGGGGCUGGGAGUUCACGGCAGGAAUAGAUGAUGCAGAGUCAGAAUGCGGUCUGGACCAGGGAGUGCAGUUUGAUUGGAUAAUAAGAAAUGACAGAGCUGCUCCCCCAUUGGAAGACCAGCUCCAUAUGCUCCUCUCAUUGGCUAAAGAAAAAACAAGACUGUAGUUGAACACAAUGAUGAUGACCAAUCAAAAUAUGACCAAUCAAAAUAUGAAGGGACAUGUUUGAAACACAAUUCAUCAUGUAAUGUUUUCUGUGAAAACAUGUGAUCCUAGCUUUUAGGGACUAAUGUUAACAGAUUGAAUAAAAAGGUGUGCACUCAAGCAAGUUGUUAUUUUGAAACCUUACAUUAAAGAUGUGUAAUAAUAAAAACAAACAAGUCAAUUUUGGAAUGUCAAUAUGAAUCAUGGUUCUUUAUUAAAAAAAAAUCCUGUGUCCAUUUGUGUCAUGAUUAUUACAAUGAAGACAUCAUUGGUAACAAGAUGCUUACACAGCUCCGAGUGAAAAGUUCCAGUUAAAAACAUUUGAUGCAAUACUUUUUACUUGAUGCAAAUACGAUAUUUGUAUUCCUUUAUUUAAUUUUAUUAUGCUUGCAGCUCACUUCAUUUGCAGAAAAAAAAUAUAGUUUUAAUAAUCUAUACUGAUAGGUUUAGACAAUACCCUUUUGUGUUUCCCUUCUCAUUGGCCCCUAUGCUUCCAUUUUGGCAGUGGAACGCGUUGUGAUUGGCUGAUCACUACCCUCCCUACCCACUUCUCGCAUCAUAUCUGAAGAAACAAUAUGGCUGAAAAAAGGAAAAACUGCACAUCAUCCAAGCUAAUUGAAUCCUUAUAAUGAUCUAAAACGAAAUUUCCUGAUCUUAAGGGAAGAACAAAAAUAACUGACUCAAAAUGUAACCGUUUUGUUUACAGUAAGUUAAGAUGGUGGCCCUUUUUGGGGAAUAGUUUGGGGAAAAUAAAAACCUCACAAAUACCACAGUGAAACUAAAACACCUCCCUUAUGAAAAAAAAAAAACCCAUACACAAAACC
Molecule: messenger RNA, 1535 nt
Organism: Osmerus eperlanus (European smelt)
Lineage: Eukaryota; Metazoa; Chordata; Actinopteri; Osmeriformes; Osmeridae
Gene: pmvk
Product: phosphomevalonate kinase
Exons: 5
Coding region: 89-673 (194 amino acids)
Biological process (GO): isopentenyl diphosphate biosynthetic process, mevalonate pathway; cholesterol biosynthetic process
Cellular component (GO): cytoplasm
Molecular function (GO): phosphomevalonate kinase activity
Source: RefSeq, a predicted model, not a curated record